This is a messenger RNA of Didymodactylos carnosus, 480 nucleotides long. Lineage: Eukaryota; Metazoa; Rotifera; Eurotatoria; Philodinida; Philodinidae. The record is from the annotation of a GenBank genome assembly.
AUGGUAAGUCAGGCGAUAAAAAGAGCUGAUCAACCACGAGCCCAGUGGUAUUGGAAAUCAAAUUCUGAUCCAUGGGCAACGAAUGGAAAUGAAGAAUGGACAAAAUAUUCUGAUAUCGAAUCUGCGAUUAUCGAAGAAGCAUUUAAUCAAAAGAAUAGAAUAAAACUAGCUGAACUGGAUAAUUAUUCGAUUAACUUAAACGAGUCCAUUCAAAUCAGUAAAUCGGAUCCAGAUAAACAACGGCAAAUAAAACGGGUUCUAACUAGUAGAAAUGAAAGUCAAGCUGCAUCAUCAUUGAGUCAGUUGCUGGUGACCUCGUCGUGGUCACAUGAGCAUCGCUGUGACGAAAGUGGAAUGCUACCUCGUGGCAAGGAACAUCCAGGGAUAGAUCAAUACUCUGCUGCUUGGCAUUGUUCACUAGCUGCGUCAUCAUUGAGUCAGCUAUCGGUGACUUCGUGGUCGUCGUAUGAUACGCCGUGA